Messenger RNA from Metschnikowia bicuspidata var. bicuspidata NRRL YB-4993, 1080 nucleotides. It is a transcript of the gene YMC2, whose product is annotated as Ymc2p. Gene Ontology annotation, molecular function: L-ornithine transmembrane transporter activity. The coding region runs from base 65 to 931 and encodes 288 amino acids. The record is from RefSeq and is a predicted model, not a curated record. The transcript has a single exon. NCBI's taxonomy places the organism in Eukaryota, Fungi, Ascomycota, Pichiomycetes, Serinales, Metschnikowiaceae. Gene Ontology annotation, biological process: mitochondrial L-ornithine transmembrane transport.
AUUGCUCCACUGUCAUUCCAUCUCAUACUUUUCUAGACAUUCGUUUGUUCAAGAAGCAGAAAAAAUGUCCGUCGAUGAAUCCUUUAGCAGAAAAGCAAAAGAUGUGGCGGCCGGUUUUAUUGGCGGAGCAACGCAGGUGCUCAUAGGCCAGCCGGCCGACUUGGUGAAAAUCAGACUCCAGACUUCAACCACCACAUCUUCUGCAGACAUUAUCAAGCAAGUCUUGACAAAAGAGGGACCUUUGGCCUUUUAUAAGGGAACUUUGGCCCCCCUUUUCGGUGUGGGUGCUUGUGUUUCACUCCAGUUCUAUGGCUUUCAUGAGACCAAAAGGCAACUUCUCAAAAAUAGCGGUGAAAGCCAGCUUCUGCUCUGGCCACAAACUUACAUUGCUGGUGCCAUGGCUGGUGUUGUGAAUACCCCGGUCACUGCACCGGUAGAGCAGCUCCGUAUUCUCAGCCAGUCAAGUACAAAGUCCACGUCCCUCAAAGAUACCGUGAAGAAAAUUUAUGGUGCACACGGCUUUGCAGGGCUUUACCGUGGAACCACCAUUACUCUCAUAAGAGAAGUUCAAGCGUAUGGCGUAUGGUUUCUCACAUACGAGUCGCUUAUUCAGGGUCUUAUAAAUCAACGUGGAUAUAAACUGAGGGGCGAUAUUUCGACCAUAGAGCUUUUGGGGUGUGGUGCAUUGGCUGGAAACGCUUUGUGGCUUAGCAGCUACCCCCUAGAUGUGAUCAAAAGCAAUAUUCAAAGUGACAAAUUUGGCGCUGACUCGAAGUACGAUGGAAAGAUCUCUUCUGCCACGAGGGCUAUCUGGGCAGCCAAUGGUAUGAGGGGUUUUUGGAAAGGAAUCGUGCCGUGUCUUCUCAGAGCAGUUCCUUGCAGCGCAGGGACUUUUGCCGCUGUGGAGACAGCAUUGAGAAUCAUGGGAUAAGCUCUGAACUGAGAAGCAUUGAUGAAUAUUCAAUCUAAUCUUGCAUUGGUCAACUUAUAUUCGGAGUCAAAUUAUCGGGACCUGUUUUAGGUGGUAUUACCAAGAAAUGCAAGUCAUAUUUUAUAGUCAUAGCUAUGGGGAGAAUAUUC